Molecule: messenger RNA, 2331 nt
Organism: Chironomus riparius
Lineage: Eukaryota; Metazoa; Arthropoda; Insecta; Diptera; Chironomidae
Source: the annotation of a GenBank genome assembly
CUUGUCAAAAAAAAAUGUUGUUUUGGUUUGUUAAAUUAGAUUAGAAAUAUGAAUUUAAGCACUUCAAACAGUAAGAUUAUCUUCAUAAAACUGAUUCCAGCAAAGCGCAAAAUUGAAGAAAGUCCAAAUAUCGAAGCAGCAAAACAACCAAAAUUAGUAAAUAUUGAAAAUGAAGCAGAAGAAAAAGUAAUUACAGAGAACUAUGAUACUUGCUUUGAAGACGAUGAUUUGAUAGUCUACAGUCCGCAAAGCGAUAUUUAUGAAGAUUCAAUAAGUCAAGAUCAACUUGAUUCCAAACUUGAGAUUUUCCUUCAGCACGAUACUUGUUACUUUACAUCCUUAGAAAUAAGCCAAUGCCGAGAAUGUCAAGAGAAUGCCAAAGAUUGCAAUAAAUAUACUUGUCGAUUCUAUCAGUUUCGACGAAUACAAAAGGAAGAUGGAAAAUUCACAGUCACUGGAUUCCUCGAUAUUCACUCAGAUCCGAGUAUACUGGAUUUAGAUAUGUGGACGCUCCCUGAUAGUCGAUUAAAGCUUAGCAAUGAAUCUAUUAAUUAUAUUCUCACGUACGUUGGUAGUCAGUUCUGUUUUAUGGCACAAGAGGAAUUGAAUGUUAGUAAGAUGUAUCAACAAAAUCAUCAAGUUGCUUGGAAACGCGCUGUUUAUUUAGUUCGAGAGUUGUGUGAUGUCUGCGCAACAUCUCUGUUUAAUUUUCAUUUUGUAUGUACGUUAUGUGGCACAAGUAUUUGUAUUGAUUGUUAUAAGGAACGAGAAGCUGGAUUCGCACGAUGGAAGUUGACAACGAAGGCUGAAAAGCAGGAACGAGAUAGUUUUUUCUGGUACAAAUGUCAUGAUAACAAGGAUCAUAAGCUAAUACUUACUCAAAUGAUUCCUGGUGAUGCUCUCUUGCUUCUACAAGAGACCCUUCAUAAGGUCUGUAAAGAACAAAAUAUUCCUAUCAAAUGUGAGUGCUAUAAUAAGGCACCAAAAAUUGAAACGCCAAAAAGUUCAGAAAAGAAAUUUCUUCAACAACAAGCAAUACAAAGGAAACGAUUAAAGAAAAUGCGAGUUGAUAAAACAAUUGGUUCACUUGAAAAUACAUCAUCAUAUAUUCGAAUUAAGCAUACAUGGAUAGCUGGAAAGAAUAUCAUUAAGUUCCUUGAACCUUCUGAAUCAGAAGAAAGUUAUAGAUUAUUCCAAAAUCAAUGGCAACGAGGCAAACCAAUUGUUGUAGCAAAUGUGAUUAAAAACAUGAAAACUGAAAUGUGGAAUCCUGAAUAUUUUCUAAAGAAGUUUGGCAAUAAUAAGCAUUCUUUAGUUAAUUGUACUAAUGACUCAAUCAUUAAACGAGUUCCAUUAAGACAUUUUUGGGAAGGGUUUAAGUCAUACAAAAAGAGGCUUCCAGUGGAUAGUGAUCAGAAAUUAGUUUUAAAACUCAAAGAUUUCCCAACAGCAUCAGACUUUGCAGACACUUUAAAGGAUCAUUUUGGAGACAUGAUGAAGUCAGUUCCAUUUAGUGCUUAUUCGAGACGUGAUGGAAAGUAUAACUUGCCAAGAUAUCUUCAUGAGCACUUUUUAAAGCCAGAUCUCGGACCCAAAAUGUAUUCAGCAUAUGCACAGGAAUUACCAUUAAGACAAGGAAGUACAAAUCUCCAUUUAGAUAUAUCAGACGCUAUUAAUGUUUGCGUACACGUAAGUCAACCGGACGAUGCAGAUCUCGCACCAAGUCAAUAUAAAAAGGAAGAAGUAAGGAAGGCAAUGGUUGGUGCUGGAUGUGAUGAAGACGAUCUGCAAGUUUUUGAUUCGAAUCUUAAGCUUCCUGGAGCAAUUUGGUACAUUUGGAAGGCAUCGCAGGCUGAUGAUAUGAGAAAAGUGUUACAUCAAGUUGCCAAGGAACGUGGUAAGCAUAUGGGAACGAAUGAAGAUCCAUUGCAUGAUCAAGACUGGUUUAUUGAUGCUAACUUACGAUUAAGAUUAAUAGAGAAUGGGAUUCAUGGAUACACAAUAAUCCAGUAUGCAGGUGAAGCAGUUUUUAUCCCAUCUGGUGCACCACAUCAAGUAACAAACUUAUAUGAUUGUAUUAAGGUAGCUCUAGACUUUGUAGCUCCAGAAAAUAUUUUAGAAUCUUUCAAUUUAACUAGUGAAUUUAGACGAUUGAGUACUCGGCAUGCUAAUCGAGAGGAUAAGCUCCAAAUUAAAUCUAUUUUAUAUCACGUUGUUAAAUCUCUAAUUCCAUCGAAAACUGAAUAUGAACUUUAGAUUGAUUGUUCAGGCUUCAUUUCUAUUUAUUUCACCACCGUUUUAUUCAGUUGAAUAAAAAUUGUUUUUAAUUAU